GGUACCUUGAAGUGAGCAAAUCCGAAAGCCAUGUCUCCAAUUUGGGUCGUUGUAACGUGCUUCCUCCUGAAUGGUAUCGCGGAAGGAAGAAAGGGCUUUGGCCCGGGCGAGCAGGAAUGGGGAUACAUCGACGUUCGACCUGGUGCCCACAUGUUCUGGUGGUUGUACUACGUGACACCGCCGUCGGGGGAAAAAGUGAAUGUGUACAAAAAGCCCCUGGUCAUUUGGCUGCAGGGGGGGCCAGGUGCAUCCUCGACUGGUUACGGAAAUUUCGAGGAGCUCGGACCACUCGAUCUCGAGGGAAAUCGUCGGAACUACACGUGGGUCAAUGACUACAAUGUUCUGUUCAUUGAUAAUCCCGUGGGAUCGGGAUUCAGCUAUGUUGAAAACACAACUGCAUUCGCCACGACGAAUAAGCAAAUUGCCGAUGAUCUUCUCAAGUGCAUGAAGGGAUUUCUCGACAAAUUUCCAGGAUUUCAGAAAGUUCCUACUUAUGUUACGGCGGAGUCUUAUGGCGGCAAGAUGGCAGCUGAGUUGGGGCUCGUUUGGUAUAAAGCGCAAAAAGCGGGCUCCAUCAAGAGUAAUUUAAGUGGCGUUGCUCUCGGUGACUCCUGGAUUUCCCCGAUGGAUUCGGUCAUGUCCUGGGCGCCAUUUCUCCUCUCAACCGGAAUGAUUGAUAGGCGUGGGGUCCUUGCCAUUGAGAAAGCAGCUGUGGAGACUCAGAGGGCUGUUGAUGAGGGCCGUUGGAGAGCCGCGACGAGCCUCUGGGCAUACACGGAAAAUGUGAUUGUUAAUGUCACUGGAAACAUCGAUUUUUAUAAUAUUCUUGAGAAGAAGCAGCCACGGGGUCGCACUGGGCGGCUUCUGCCCGGGGUUCGGCCGAAGGUAGAUCGGGAUCGGAUGCUCAGUGAAUUGAUGAAUAAUGGUGUUAGGAAUACUCUGGGGCUCAACGUCUCGUGGGGAUUGCAGAGUUCAGAAGUUUUCAACAUUCUUAAAGAAGAUUUCAUGAAACCCGUUGUUAACAUCGUUCAACAGUUGACAAACCAAACAAAUCUAGAGGUAUUCGUCUUCACCGGACAAUUAGAUUUGAUCGUUGCCACCCUAGGAACAGUGGAAUGGGUGGAGCGAAUGUUUAAAGAUGUUGCCGGGUGGAGUGCACCUCCGAGAAGACCGGUGGUCGUUAAUAACGUCAUAGAAGGAUACCUCAAGGAAUACAAAAAUUUCAAAAUGUACUGGAUCAACAGAGCCGGGCACAUGGUACCACGGGACAAUCCGUACGCAACUGCCUCGAUGCUCAAACAUUUGACCGGUUCGAAAUGAUAAAGCGGAGAAUGCGAUCGGUAAAACUGCGGCAUUUAAAUCCAUAAAUGUAGCACCAAAAUCUCUCCAUCCAAAAAUUGAAGAAACAUUCAACAAUUUCUACUGUAAAAAUACUCAACCGAAAUACACAUUCUCUCAUCUUCUGUU
This is a messenger RNA of Diachasma alloeum, 1467 nucleotides long. Its product is annotated as retinoid-inducible serine carboxypeptidase. Gene Ontology annotation, biological process: proteolysis. Bases 31 to 1320 code for a protein of 429 amino acids. The record is from RefSeq and is a predicted model, not a curated record. NCBI's taxonomy places the organism in Eukaryota, Metazoa, Arthropoda, Insecta, Hymenoptera, Braconidae. The transcript has 6 exons. Gene Ontology annotation, molecular function: serine-type carboxypeptidase activity.